AUGAUGGGCUUUACUCUGAGACUCCUUCCUCGCUUCACCGUUGCCAAAUUCCAAGAAGAGCACGGAAAAUCCCUCUUGGGCUGUACCGACGCAUCCGUUGCCAUCGAACAGCUUUGUCAGAUCGGAUCAUCAUGGAAUGACAUUCGUGUGGAAGUUUUACUUGACGACGACCAAUGCACCACUGUGCUUCGUCGUCGAAAACCCAAAAUCAAAUUCACUCAACUACCACCCACUGAAACCAUUACCGAAUUUCAUUUAUAUUCGCUUCAAGAAGGCGGCAGCACUGGAUCAAGCUCUGUCUUUGAUUGGGGUGUCUAUAAACCAGGAAAGGAUGGUGUGUUUAGCAUCAAUUCGAAACCUCAGCCAGGAUAUCCAAAAGGGUCCACGUUUGAAAAGAUGUUUUUAUUGAUGGAGCUUGGAGAUGGCAGAUUUGCAGUGAUCUGUCAAGCGUUUACCUACGAUGUCAAUUCUACAAGAAAAGAUCAGUUAGUUGCUUCCCACUGCUCCAAGAAGAAGAAGAAGGUAUCUAAAAGAUCGACUCACAAAAAGAAACAAUCACCUUUGGACAACAAGAAGAGAAAAUCUCAAGAUGAAUUUCAGGAAGAUGGUGCAACUGAAGAUGAAGCCGAAGACAUGGAAACAAGUAAGAAACGCAAACCUUCUCCAGAAUGUGUAACUUCAAAUGCACCACAACAACCACAACCAGUUGUGAAUUCCCAAGUGCCAUUUGACAAUGUUACAACCACAGCGUAUUCCAAUGAAGGAACAAUUCCAUUAAGCUAUGAAGCAUCCAUAGUAGCAACAACCAAUUUGCAAAUGACAACACAAGUGCCAUCAGCUCAACCUGUUGUAUGGUUUGCACCUGUUCGUACUGAUCAUGUCACAACUCCAUCCUAUCAGCAAUUGCUCACGGCCCUUCAAACACUUUGGAGUGUUCCAGGAGUUAUAGAAUGCGUGAACUAUUGGUAUUGGUGUGCGUCAUUGCAGCUUUUUGGAAGUGCCUUGAGUCAACAACAUGCAGAAGUUCAACACUUGACAACUACUCCACAACAAAGCAUUCCAGAACCUGCUACGGACGAGAACAUCCCACCUAUUGAAAAUUCAAAUCUUCCAAUGCAAGGUCAUGUUGACCAACAACAAACAGAAGAAAAUAAGGAGUUUGAGUUGACUCAACACUUGGAUGAACUCCUUGGUAUCAACAAUCCCAUGAGCUACAGUCAACACGCGGACGUUCCUGACUUCAGUAGCUUUGACAACGAGUGGAAUUUGUAG
Molecule: messenger RNA, 1272 nt
Organism: Naegleria lovaniensis
Lineage: Eukaryota; Heterolobosea; Eutetramitea; Acrasida; Naegleriidae
Exons: 1
Coding region: 1-1272 (423 amino acids)
Source: RefSeq, a predicted model, not a curated record